AUGAGUGAGGUCGCGGCUGUCCAUCGCUGCCCCCAGUAUCAGCAUCAAGAGCCCCUUCACCAACAACCUCAGCAGCUCCACCACCAACAGCAGCAACAGCAACAGCAGCAACAGCAACAGCAGCAACAUCAUCAGUCGAUUUUUGUCCAGCAACAGCACCAGCAUCAGCAACAGCUUCAUCAUCAGCAACACUCCUCACAGCGGCCGCAGCUCCAGCAGCUCCAGCCGCAACAACACCAACAACAAGCGUACCAGCAGCAUCCGCACCAGCAGCAACAUGACCAGCAACAGCGCCAGCCGCACAACAUCCUCCAAGUUCAGGUUACCCAGCCGCUGACUCAGAUUCCUCAAAUUGCUCCGGUUCCGGUUCCCCAGCUACCCCAUAUUCCCCAGGUCCAGGUUCCCCAGAUUCUCCAGCAGUCCCACCAGUCUCAUCCAGCUCACCAGCCUCACCAUGCCAACUUCAACCACUCCGGCGUGGUCCAUUUUGACGACCUCGACAACCUCCUCCACGAUCCUGCUGGCCAGUUCCCAAUGCUUGAGCACCAUGACAUUCAAAUCCCCGACUGGCUUGAGAUCGAGUUGCCCAUGGGCACGCAUGCAGUGGAUACUCCGGAAGGCCACACCACGUCCCGGUCGACCCCCUCUUCAGAUACUCAUCGUGGCUAUUCUUUCCACUUCCUGUAUGAUUUCACCAGCAGGACUGGUCUCGUCAACUCGUUUGAAUGCGGCACUUAUGUCCAAAGGAGAGCGGUCGUAGAUGCCUUCUAUGCAUCGUACGCCGAGCAACAAAAGAACCACCAACAGUUACAACAGAUGCAUCAGCAUCAGCAACACCUCCAGCAACAGCAACAGAUCCAAGGACAGCUUGAAUUCCACCCAAUGGUUCCGCAGCUGCAAAAUCCCAUGGGCCAGCCCCCUCUUUCGCCGGCUUCGUCUUCAGCUGUCUCUACUUCGGCCACGUCGAAUGACUACGGCUAUAUGCCAUGGACUCUCUGGUCGUCCUGGCUCAGCAAUCCGAUUAUUAUCAAGCUGCAAGAGAUUGUGGUUUCGAUAAUGACUGUGAUUAGACACAAAACGUCCAACAGCGCCUCCGUCUCUCCGGAUGAGCAAGACACCAAGGACGCGAAAGUGUGGUUCAACUGUGUCGAGGAAAUGGUCUUUAUCGAUGACGACUUUUGCAGUGACACUGAGCCUGGUUCUCCGGCCGACGAUGAUGCCAAUCCUGCCUCGGCUCUGCAUUGCAAACGAAAGCUGCAAGCUUUGCAGGCUUCAUACAUCGUCUGUCUUUACCAGAAUUGGGAAGGUUCAGACACUAGCAAGAGGAGAAUUCGUCGCCAUCGCUUCAGCACUGUGGUAUCUGUGGCGAGAGAUAUCGGAAUUCCCAUGGCGAAGCAUCUCGAAUAUGGCAGGCAGCUCAAACACGAGUUUGACUGGCACGAGUACGUUGUGCGGGAAGAACUUAUACGUACCUUCCUAUGGGUGUUCCUUCUCGACACAGCCUUUGUCAUCUUCAACAAUCUCCCUCACCGUAUGGUGAUCAAGGAGAUGAGGAUGCACAUGGCUAGUCCCGAAGCGGUCUUUCAAGCUCCGACGGCAGAGAAAUGUCUGGAGGAGAUCUACCGGUGGAUGCCUUCGUCGAGUCCGAUUUGCAACACUCUGCUCCGCGACGUGCUCGAAAACGUUAUCGGUACCACCCUUGACGCAGAUAUGUUGCAGAGAUUGGCCCAGCUUGGGCCACUCAAUUUGUUUGUUGUUGUUUCCGUUUUCCAUUACAUGAUCUUCCAGCACCAGAACUUGUUCGGAGUAGAAGGCCAGCUAGUACCGAUCCGCAACGGCCUAGAUAACUGGAUCACGAUUUGGGAGUUAUGGUUCGACAACUGGUCAUCCACGCCGCCUCACUGCAUGGCAGACAGCGAGAAUCUGACACCCGAGAAUAUGUGGAAGAGGAUCGGUUUCAUCCGGUGUUCGGCCGAGUACUGGCUCCUUGGCAAUCUCCUCACGGACCGUAUCGCUCGCAAGACAUCGGGAGGCGUUAGAGAGAACCAGGGCAAGGGGUCGUCCCCGGAGUGCUACCCCGACGAUAUGUCAGCAAGCGGCAGAGGCAAGUCGGCCGACCCAAUUCUUAUCAAGUACGACCAAACCAGCAUGCGGCAGGUCAACGAGUUGAUCAGCGACUUUAAGAAGAUUCAGAUUGACGAAAAUGAAUGA
Messenger RNA from Sordaria macrospora k-hell, 2211 nucleotides. The record is from RefSeq and is a predicted model, not a curated record. NCBI's taxonomy places the organism in Eukaryota, Fungi, Ascomycota, Sordariomycetes, Sordariales, Sordariaceae.